AUGUCACUCUCCUCCAUUCUGUCUGAUGCGGCCAUUGAGAAUGCCAUCAAGGACUGCCAAGCUCCAGAUUCCUUCAGUCAUAAAAAAUUUUUCCAGCUCUGUGGCCUGUCCUCAAAAAGUCCCCAGGAGAUCAAAGAGGUGUUUAAUAUCAUAGAUGGUGACAACAGCGGCUACAUCGAAGAGUCAGAGCUAAAGUUUUUUCUCCAGCGGUUUGUACCAAGUGCUCGUGUUUUGACAGACAAGGAAACCAAGUCCCUCCUCUCUGCUGCAGACAACGACAGUGAUGGCAAAAUUGGGGCAGAGGAAUUUCAGACCAUGGUUCUGUCCUGA
Molecule: messenger RNA, 330 nt
Organism: Chanos chanos (milkfish)
Lineage: Eukaryota; Metazoa; Chordata; Actinopteri; Gonorynchiformes; Chanidae
Gene: pvalb9
Product: parvalbumin 9
Exons: 4
Coding region: 1-330 (109 amino acids)
Cellular component (GO): cytoplasm
Molecular function (GO): calcium ion binding
Source: RefSeq, a predicted model, not a curated record